Paramecium tetraurelia is the source of this 2364-nucleotide messenger RNA. RefSeq lists its product as uncharacterized. Gene Ontology annotation, biological process: phosphorelay signal transduction system. The transcript is spliced from 4 exons. Gene Ontology annotation, molecular function: phosphorelay sensor kinase activity. Lineage: Eukaryota; Ciliophora; Oligohymenophorea; Peniculida; Parameciidae. The record is from RefSeq and is a predicted model, not a curated record.
AUGAAAAUUUUUAUUAGUCUGAUCACAACACAGAGCCUUUCGACAAUUAUAGCAUUAACAGAAUUUGAGGAACCAAAAGAAGUUAUAGCAUUGGCUUUGGAACUUGCCGGAAUGUUUGUGUUACUUUUACUUUAUAAACUUAAACUUCCAGAGCUUUUUUAAAGAUUAAUACUGUUGAGUUAAGCGAUCUUAAUUUUUUUUUUGAUGCCAAAUUCGCAAUAUAAAUAUUUUACAGGGGCAUAUCAUAUAAUAAUUCGUCUAAUAGCGUUUCAAUAAGUUUCUAAACUGUUAAUACUAGAAUGGCUAGCUUUACUAGUCCUCCUAUUUACACUUGGAACUGCUAUCGAAAUACAUCAAAUCUUUCGUAGCAUUUUUGCUUUUCUUUGUUUAUCGGCUAUUCAAAGUUUCAAUCUUUUGGCUUAAAUGCAGAAAGAUUAAAAGAAACCGGAAAUAAUGGUUCACUCAAAAAUACAGUAUACAGGAUAUGAUUCAAUUCCCGAAAGAAGCCCAGAUCCCAAUUUCUCUGUAUUGUAUUUGGAUGACCAAUUUAACGAAACAAGUUUUUAGAAUUAAAGUUCAAUACUGAAAGAUUUAAAAAUUAGUUUGUAAUCGAUCCUACAUGAUUUAAUAAUCAAUAAAAUUGAUUCGAAUUCCAAAUCCAUUCUUUAAUGGAAGAACCCAGGCUGUUCUCUGCAAAAUUUGCUAGAUUAAAUUCGAGCAAACAGAUUACCAAUGAUAGUUCAGAUCCUGGAUUACAGUCAUCCAAAGCUCAACAAUCACUUUAUAAAAAUUAUUUUCACACAUGAUUUCAAAAUAUAAUUUUUAGAACUUGAGGAAAGAGACAGAUAUUUAAAACAGAAAUACAUAUUUGUUAUUUUGAAGUAACUCCUAAGCACAAUGUCACACGAAUUUGGAACCUCCUUAAAUUAUUUAUUGGCCAUAGCAUAAGUCGCCAUUGAAAAAUACUCUAAUUCUGAUAUGCUUUCCUAUUUUAUGCCUAUUAAAUCUAUGGGGUUGAUAAUGCAUAACUUUGUUUUGGACAUGGUGGAUUACAAUAAUAUACAAGGGAAAAAACUUGAAUUGCAAUUAGAAAAGAUAGAUAUCAUUUAAUUGUUGGAAGAAGUCAUAAAUAUCUUUUUCCACACACUUUAACAAAAGGGUCUCAAAAUUACCUACGAAAUCUUUUUAGCUGAGAAAACUAUUUUAACUGAUGGGAGAAGACUUAAACAAAUAUUGAUCACUCUUAUUUAGAAUUCGUAGAAGUUUACAUCCUAAGGAGGUAUCAAAAUAAUAGUUAAAUCAAUUGAAUAAAACAAAUACGUUUAAUUUGAGAUCCAAGAUACAGGUAUUGGGAUGACCUAAAAUGAAAUUGACGAUCUAACUGAAAUGCUUAAAUAUAAUUAUAAACAGGAAAAAAAGAUCUCUAAAAAUACUGCAGGGUUUGGAUUAGGCAGUUUUUUGUGUAAUAAGAUUGCCAUGAGUUUAAGCAAUCUAAAAUACGAAGAGGGUGGUGGAAUAAGAUAUUAUAGUGAUUAAGAGAAUAAAGGUACAAAUGUGGUAUUCAAGAUUAUUAAUGAACCCUUCAGUAUCACGUAUACUCUUACUGCUCCUUAAGAUAAUGGUAGUGGAAUAUUGAAAGUAGGCAAAAAUGCUAUUAUUGAUCUUAAGCAAUCUCAGAUUGAUUUAGGAGUAAGUUUCUUCAAAAAUCAAUUUACUAAUAACUUUAGUACUGUUUUUUUGCCAAAAGUGAAGAGUUUCCAUGAUGAAUUAGUGAAAGAGCGUUUUACUACGAAGGAUAAAUUUGGAGCACUCUUUUCAAAAUAAAUUAAAUAAACUACUAAGGAAUUAAACAGUAUUAAUGAGGAAACAAACGAAGAGGAUUAUUAAAAAAGACUCUAAUUUUAAAAUAUCAGAUAGUCUCAUUUUCCACAAAAAUGCAAAUCCAGCAAACAAAGUUCUUGUGAUGAAUUUGAGAAUGUUAUCGUGAAUUGCAGUUGCAAAUAGAUUCUCAUCGUUGAUGAUGAAAUGAUCAAUAUUUUAGGAUUGUAACUUAUGUUAAAGUCCUUCAAUUAAGAAUCAGAUGCAUCCUACAAUGGCCAAGAAGCAUUGACUAAAUUGGAUUAAGCCCAUUGUUUAUAUAACUUUAUAUUUAUGGACAUCAAUAUGCCAAUAAUGGAUGGAUUUGCUACUACUAAAGCCAUAAUUGAGAAGUACUAGAAAGAUGCUCCCAUAAUUAUAGCUUGCACAGCCUUCAAUGACAGUGAAACCAAAUAAUACUGUUAUGAAAUAGGCAUGUCUCAUUUUAUAAGUAAACCUGUCAAUAAAAAUGAACUAUAAAAACUUUUAAGUUAUCUUUUUAGUUGA